Molecule: messenger RNA, 2106 nt
Organism: Caenorhabditis remanei
Lineage: Eukaryota; Metazoa; Nematoda; Chromadorea; Rhabditida; Rhabditidae
Exons: 7
Coding region: 1-2106 (701 amino acids)
Biological process (GO): endocytosis; molting cycle, collagen and cuticulin-based cuticle
Cellular component (GO): cytoplasmic vesicle membrane; plasma membrane
Source: RefSeq, a predicted model, not a curated record
AUGCUCCUCGCCAAUAACUUGUAUGGAGUCAAGACUGACCCAGACACCCAUCAGAUUCUAUCCUUCUCAUCAGUGAUUCUCAGGUUUUUCCUGACAAAUCCAACAAUCAAACCCAUGACAGAUUUCGAGAAUGAGAUAGUGAAGCUUGUCUAUGAUUCUGGAAAGUAUAGAUUGAUUCAUGGACAGGUGGCUAGUGAUAACUUGGUGGCCAAGGAAGUGAAGAGGCUGGGCAACGAGACGGCACCAUGGUUGUCAGUGGCUCUGGCUAUCCUGUGUGCAUUCUUGGUGGUUUGCUCGUUGAGAUACCGUCGAAGCGAGUCGAAGCCCCUUGAAGCCUGCCUUGGAGCCCUUAUCCCGGUGCUCUCUGGUCUUACAACAGUCGGAAUGGUGUCAGCGACCGGUCUAGCUUUUCAAAGUAUCAUUGUUAGUACUUUAUUCCUGGUCAUUGCUAUUGGAAUCGACGAUGUUUUUAUCAUCCUGGCCGCUUGGCACAGAUCGGACAAGAAUUUGGAGAUUCCUGAGAGACUUGCGCUAACGGUGCAAGAUGCAGGGUGUUCUAUGACAGUUACUACAGUGACCAAUUUGGUUUCUUUUGGAAAUGGAGUGCUAUCGACUACGCCGGUUCUUCAGACAUUCGCCAUCUACUCCUCGGUUGCCAGUGUUGUCUGCUAUAUCUACCAACUUGUGAUCUUCCCGGCUAUCAUUGCUAUCACCGCGCCAAAAGAGUACAAGGAAUUGGGUAAAAUGGAGGAGGAGAAAACUUUCGAAUUCAUCGGAAGGCUAUCGGAAUGGUCGGAGAAGAUGUGGCAUCAGUUGGCAGCUAUAAUCGGCACAUAUUGGAUGAGAAUUCUCACAAUCUCAAUACUCCUCGGCUACUGGUACCUCUCAGUCUAUGGAAUUUUCUCAAUGGAAACCGACCUAUCGAUUCAAAAAAUGGCGGAUCAAAAGUCUCGAAUUGUGAAAUACAAAAAGGAAGCGGAUAUCAUAAUGAAGGAGAUGCAGUCAGUGGCAGUACUUGUCAAACAACCCGGGGAUCUCAGAAAACCAGAAAAUCUGGAAAACCUUCAGAAUCUGAUAAAAGAUUUCGAGGCUGCCAAGUAUAGUUAUGGAAAGGAAUCUACGAUUUGCUGGCUGCAAUCUUAUCUAGAUUUCCUUGCGUUUUAUGAGGAUUCUGAAGAAGAUUUUGAGGAGAUUUCUGGAAACUUCUCUGCUUCUGAUUCUGGAGCCAUCCACAAGACUGUCAACUUCACCUACACUGAUCUGCCGAACUUUCUAAACUCCGCCUCUCAUUUCAAUCCAAUGAUACGGUAUUCUGAGAAGGAUUGUGAGAAGAACUUGCCGAGUUGUCUCCAAAGUUUCGUUUUCUCUACUGGAUUCACCACAGUGGUUAGAUAUAAUGAGAUGUAUCCAGUGGUUUCUGAUUGGAGAAGAAUCGCUGCGAAAUACCCACAACUCGAAGUCUACCCAUACACCGAGCGCUCCAACUUUGUAGAUCAAACCGUUGAUAUGGUAGACAACAUUUGGAAUACAGUAAUCUCGGAAGUGAUCUGCAUGGGUCUCACUUUUCUCAUAUUCAUCCCUGAUGUCGUCUCCAUUUUUGCUGCGGUCUUCGCCCUUUUCUCUGUCAAUUUUGGAGUUUUUGGAUUCUUAUCCCUCUGGGGAGUUGGCAUGGAUCCAGUGUCCACUGCCUCUCUGCUGAUGUCCAUUGGAUUUUCUGUUGAUAUUAGUGCACACAUCAGCUAUCACUAUUAUCAAGUAGACAAGCCGACCGCCCGUCAAAAGUUGGAGCACGUCUUCACUCAUAUCGGAUGGCCAACUCUUCAGGGUGGACUGAGCACAAUGAUUGCGAUGAGCCCGAUUGUGAUUGCUCCGUCUUAUUUGGGAUUGGUGUUUCUGAAGACUGUCGUGUUAGUUUGUACCUUCGGGCUCAUUCAUGGUCUCAUUGUUUUGCCGGUUUUCUUGUCGUUCUUUGAGGAGGUGGCUGGAAGUUGCAGAACCAAAAGUGUGAAAAUAACUGACUCAACCACAUCGUCCACCCAUCAUCUCCCUACCACGAUCCAUGUCAAAGAUAUAGGAUAUCAUAACAAUAAUGAUGAGAAGUUCUAG